UAGAGAAGAAAACAAAAGAGGAAGAGUGGAAGUUUCUACACCACUCAAUUGAAUGAGAUUAUGGGAAUGAAUAUCUGUUCCAACCAAUCCCAUCUCUCCUUCCCAUAUCUUCUCUUCUCUUCUCUACCCAUUUGCGGCUUCCUCUUUUUUCUUUUAUCUUUUUGAUUAGUAAGAAAAAUGAGAUCUUUUUAACUUAAAAUAAAAACCAUUUGUUCUUGCUUAAAGCCCUUCACUUCAUUUCGAUAUAACCGUCUUCUUCUCCUUCUUCUUUAUCACAUUCUCUCUAUCUGUUCUGGCUUCUGAUGUCCAUUUCUUCACGUACGUUUGUUCUAUGAUUGUCAGUCUCUGCUCUUCUUUUAUACUCUCAAAAGCGAACCAAGGAAGUAAUCUUAGGGCAAGCUUAUAGCAUUCUUGUUGGGGCCUAGAAGCAAUCUACUGUCAAAGCAUUAUAUGUCAUUGUUUUGAUUCAUCAAUUUUGUUGGAAACGAGUCCGGAUAACUGCACCUGCACUUAAAGAAACCAUAUGAUGGCUACGGCAGCUGUUAUUGGACUUAGUGCAGGAAAGAGGCUUUUGAAUUCCUCCUUCUAUUAUUCUGAUAUUACUGAGAGGCUCUCUUAUGUCGGUGAUCAUGGAUUCUCGCAUUGUCAAUCUUGUUCAACGAAGAAUGUGAUAGUUUCCAAGAAAUCAUCAAGCUACAGCCCCAGUUUUCCAGCAUCAAAUCAGAACAUACGGUCCAUUAAGGCCCUUAAAGAAGAGCAUGCUGGUACUGCUGCUGUCCCUUCAACCAAGGAGAUGUGGUAUCAGAGGUCCAAUGAGUUAGAAGAUGAAAGCUCUGAUUUUGACUCUUCAGUGGAGGCUCUUCUUUUGCUGCAAAAGGCUAUGCUGGAAAAGCAGUGGAACCUCUCGUUCGAGAGCACAGCAAUAGCUGAAACACCUAGAGAAAAAACUACCAAGAAGAUACCUGUCACUUGUUCCGGUAUCUGUGCUCGGCAAAGGAGAAUAAAUUCUAGAAGGAAAACUUCAAACCAAAAUAAAUCAUUAUUGCAACCUAAUGGCCAUAAGCAGCUAAAGUCAUUUAUCAGUCCAGAGUUGCUUCCAAGUCGUUCGAAGUGGGGCUAUGUGAAGGGUGUAAUAAGUGAGCAACUUCUCCCUCAUGCAGAAGUUGUGCGGCUGUCUGAAAUAAUUAGAACUGGCCUUGCCUUAGAGGAUCGAAAAUCCAGGCUGAAGGAGAGAUUAGGGACUGAUCCCAGUGAUGAACAAUUUGCGUCUUCCUUGAGUAUCUCCCGCUCUGAACUACAAUCAAAAUUGAUGGAGUGUUCUUUGGCAAGGGAGAAGCUGGCAAUGAGCAAUGUUCGGCUAGUCUUGUCUAUUGCACAAAGAUACGAGAACACGGGUGCUGAAAUGGGAGACCUUGUUCAGGGUGGCUUGAUUGGACUAUUGCGUGGCAUUGAGAAAUUCGAUUCUUCAAAAGGGUUCAAGAUUUCAACUUAUGUGUAUUGGUGGAUACGUCAGGGUGUUUCAAGAGCAUUAAUUGACAACUCCAGAACUUUACGGUUGCCUACACAUUUACACGAACGGUUAGGACUAAUUCGCAAUGCCAAGAUUAAGCUGCAAGAGAAAGGAAUAACUCCUUCUAUUGAUAGAAUUGCAGAAUCCUUGAAAAUGUCACAAAAGAAAGUUAGGAAUGCUACAGAGGCGAUUAGUAAGGUCUUCUCCCUUGAUAGGGAUGCAUUCCCAUCACUGAAUGGUCUUCCUGGAGAGACUCAUCAUAGUUACAUUGCAGAUAAUCGCCUAGAGAACAAUCCGUGGCAUGGAGUAGACGGGUGGUUGCUUAAGGAUGAAGUAAACAAGCUCAUCAACUCAACACUUCAAGAACGGGAGAGGGACAUUAUACGUCUUUACUACGGUCUGGAUAACGAAUGUCUUACCUGGGAGGACAUUAGUAAACGGAUAGGUUUGUCGAGAGAAAGAGUACGGCAAGUUGGACUUGUCGCGCUAGAGAAACUGAAAAACGCUGCGAGGAAGAGGAACAUGGAUGCUAUGUUAAUCAAACAUUAAUUUUGUUGAGGAUUCAACAGUGAGAUUGUGUGUAUAUAUAUAGAGAGAACUGAAUCUGCAUUUUUUAUCAGAAAUCUUUAUACGAGGUAUUGUUUGGGUCUCUGGUCUGAACUUUCUGUAACGACUUAAGAAACACUGAUCAAAUGCUUGUUGUAUAUUGCAGCAAAACUCUAUUUUUGUAUAUUAUGUCAAAAACUAAACCAUGAAUUAACCUCUA
Messenger RNA from Tripterygium wilfordii, 2276 nucleotides. RefSeq names its product RNA polymerase sigma factor sigA-like. The record is from RefSeq and is a predicted model, not a curated record. Bases 524 to 2059 code for a protein of 511 amino acids. Gene Ontology annotation, biological process: regulation of DNA-templated transcription; DNA-templated transcription initiation. The transcript has 10 exons. Lineage: Eukaryota; Viridiplantae; Streptophyta; Magnoliopsida; Celastrales; Celastraceae. Gene Ontology annotation, molecular function: DNA-binding transcription factor activity.